Haliotis rufescens (red abalone) is the source of this 1146-nucleotide messenger RNA. Its product is annotated as vitelline envelope sperm lysin receptor-like. The record is from RefSeq and is a predicted model, not a curated record. Bases 55 to 1047 code for a protein of 330 amino acids. The transcript has 10 exons. NCBI's taxonomy places the organism in Eukaryota, Metazoa, Mollusca, Gastropoda, Lepetellida, Haliotidae.
AUUGGUAAAUCCGGGCAUUUUGCAACAGACGCACGUGCAGGUAACAGAUCGUUGAUGUCCCCUGAUGUGUGCGGUUGUGUAGCUGGUGCAUUAAGAAGCAAGACGCUACGUUUCAGGACAGACAUGGUUGCGGCGCACGCCCUGUUCACCCUUCUCUGCGCGUCAACCGUCUGGGCUGCCAUCCCCAAAGGCUACAUUUUGAAAGUGAAGCCCGCCUGUGGCAGUGACGGGGUUGUUGAUGCGACAAUAACGGUGACCUCGGACUUAGAGGUGAAGGCAACGGCUAAGUGUGCUGGCGGAUUGGUGGACUUCGGAAACCUUGACUCUGCCAACCUUCAACUUUCUGUGUCAUACCCAGGUCACGGGACAUCAAAAUGCGUCUUUGUGCAACGCCCCGGGGCCAAGGUGUACACGGUCGACGUCGUGGUGGCGUACGGCGAGCCAGGCAGCCUCGUUCAUCAAAGAACUGAAGAGGUCACCUUCACCUGCACGUUUGGCUCCAGAGGCAAAGACAAAAGUCCUUCACAGAAAAUGGCAGACAGUCUGAUUGCUCCUAUAGUUCUGGAGCAGAACGCGGGCACGGAAGCGAAGAAGACAUCGUUUGCACUGUUUUUGACCGAUAUCCUUCGCAGACCAAUAAAAGACCCAGUCGGCCUUGGUCGGGUAGUUCAGCUGAUAGCAAAAAGCAGCGGCGGGAUGGGAGAAAAGGGUUUCCAACCAACGUCUUGCGAUGCAGUCGGGUCCGCGCCUGGUUCACGAUACGCCAUUCUGAGAGGAGGGUGCGGAGACGGAAUUGUUUUUUCGAAGGACGAUGGUUUUUCAACAUUUGGCCUGGUUGCAUCAAGUCCGUUUUUUAAAGCGUUGAGUAUAGCCAGCAGCACAGACGUCAAAUUCGAGUGCAACUUCACUCUGUGUUCGGAGAAGUGCGAUGGGAGUUCCUGUGAAGCAGCCCGAAGACGCAGAGAAACACGGGAAGAUCCUGCGCCUGUUGCGGAGCACCAAGUAAUGAUGGAGACGAGAGUGUUUGAAGUUGACACAAGGCGUUAACGUUCUUUAGCUAAAAAUGUCAGGUCGAUGCUAUCCUAAGCAGUUACAAAGUGAAUUCAAACUGUGGGUGUAGCGAGAAAUAAAAAAAUAUGAAACACA